AUGGGUGAGAAGGAGGGAGCCCCCACCCCGUUGUGGCCCCGGGGGUCCGAGGACCCCUCCAUCCCCCGCCACACCCGGGCAGCCCCCUCCCGCCAGGCCUUGCUGGACCCAGCGCCUUCUCCCUGUCACCCGCUGUCGCCUCGGGCGGGGAUCGGUGCCCCGGAGCGCAAAGCCUGACGCUCCCCCUCUCCCACCCCCACACCCCCACCUCCCACCGCCCAGGCCCUGGCGGCGAUGAGACAGAGCGGCGCCUCCCAGCCCCUGCUGAUCAACAUGUACCUGCCAGAUCCCGUCGGAGACGGUCUCUUCAAGGAAGGAAAGAGCCCGGGAUGGGGGCCGCUGAGCCCCGCGGUACAAAAAGGCAGCGGCCAGAUCCAGCUGUGGCAGUUUCUGCUGGAGCUGCUGGCUGACCGCGCGAACGCCGGCUGCAUCGCGUGGGAGGGUGGCCACGGAGAGUUCAAGCUCACGGACCCAGACGAGGUGGCGCGGCGCUGGGGCGAGCGCAAGAGCAAGCCCAACAUGAACUACGACAAGCUGAGCCGCGCGCUGCGUUACUACUACGACAAGAACAUCAUGAGCAAGGUGCACGGCAAGCGCUACGCCUACCGCUUCGACUUCCAGGGCCUGGCGCAGGCCUGCCAGCCGCCCCCCGCGCACGCUCACGCCGCCGCCGCCGCCGCCGCCGCGGCCGCCGCCGCCCAGGACGGCGCGCUCUACAAGCUGCCCCCCAGCCUGGCCCCACUGCCCUUCCCCGGCCUCUCCAAACUCAACCUCAUGGCCGCCUCGGCCGGCGUCGCGCCCGCCGGCUUCUCCUACUGGCCGGGCCCGGGCCCCGCCGCCGCCGCCGCCGCCGCCACCGCCGCGCUCUACCCCAGCCCCGGGUUGCAGCCCCCGUCCGGGCCCUUCGGCGCGGUGGCAGCCGCCUCGCACCUGGGGGGCCAUUACCACUAG
Molecule: messenger RNA, 951 nt
Organism: Balaenoptera acutorostrata (minke whale)
Lineage: Eukaryota; Metazoa; Chordata; Mammalia; Artiodactyla; Balaenopteridae
Gene: FEV
Product: FEV transcription factor, ETS family member
Biological process (GO): cell differentiation; regulation of transcription by RNA polymerase II
Cellular component (GO): nucleus
Molecular function (GO): DNA-binding transcription factor activity, RNA polymerase II-specific; sequence-specific DNA binding
Source: RefSeq, a predicted model, not a curated record